AUGAAGAAGCGGUUUUCAACUUUGGAUGUAUUCGCGGCGGUUCACGACUUGAAGGAGCUGACUGGUCAACGUGUUGCCAAUGUGUAUGAUGUGGAUUCUAAAACAUAUCUUAUACGGAUUCAAAAACCAGGUGAAAAGUGUUUCAUCAUGUUGGAAUCCGGAUGCAGAAUUCAUAAAACCACAUUUGAUUGGUCCAAAGCGCAGUUUCCUUCAUCUUUUACUAUGAAACUUCGAAAGCACAUCAGGCAUAAACGAUUGGAAUGCGUUACACAGCUUGGUGUUGAUCGAAUUAUCGAUAUGCAGUUCGGCUCCGAUGAACAUGCAUGCCAUGUGAUUGCUGAGUUGUAUGACAGAGGCAACGUGUUGUUAACGGACUACAAUUAUACUAUACUUAACGUGUUGCGGCCGAGAACUGAUAAGGAAACAGACACACGUUUUUCUGUUCAAGAACGAUAUCCACUUGAAGCCGUACGACAAGAUAUUAGUUGCCCAACCAAAGAUGAAUUGAUGGAAAGAAUCAAAAAAGCCAAAAAGGGUGAUUCAGUAAAACGGUUUCUUGCUCCCCUUACUCAGUAUGGUCCUACUUUAAUUGAACAUUCGUUAAGAAUCGCUGGUGUUGCUCAAAAUGCUCAGAUUGGUGUAAACAUCGACAUGGAGGAAAGUGGUGCUGCAAAACUACUCGAAUCCCUUCAGUUAGCUGAUCAGAUUUUCAAUUCAGUUAGGUGUAAUGCAGCUCAAGGAUUUUUGAUAUAUAAAGAGGAUUUGAGGACGGAUGGCGUUAUUGUCGAAACAUAUCAGGAAUUCCAUCCAUUCAUGUUUUCACAGUUUAGCGAAAUGCGAACGAAGCAUUUUGAUUCAUUCUCAGAGUGCGUCGAUGAAUUCUUCUCCAAGCUGGAGUUGCAAAAAGCUGAUGUGAAAGCGCUAAAUGCAGAAAGGGAAGCAAUGAAGAAACUAAACAAUGUCAUAAAGGACCAGCAGGAUAGAAUAGCAGCUUUAAAAGUGGCGCAAGUGGAAAGGGAAGAAAUGGCUGAAUUGAUUGAACUAAACAGUGAUUUGGUGGAUAAAGCUCUGCUAGUUAUUCGAUCAGCUAUCGCCAACCAACUUAGUUGGAAAGCCAUUGAUGAAAUGCGGGUAAGUGCCUGUGAAGCUGGCAAUCCAAUCGCUGCUUCUAUCGUUGGAUUAAAUUUAAAUUCAAAUGAAAUGACACUGCUGCUCAGGGAUCCAUAUCGUCCAGAAAUUGAUGCUAAAAAGGUGACUAUUGAUAUUGCUUUAUCAUCCUAUCAGAACGCUAGGAAACUCCACGCGGAAAAAAAAGCUGCAGAACAAAAACAACAGAAAACAAUUUCUGCUUCAUCGAAGGCGUUGAAAUCAGCAAAAAUAAAAACAAAGGAAACGCUGAAAGUGGUUCAUAUAAAAGCUGAAGUUAUGAAAAGGCGGCGCGUAAUGUGGUUUGAGAAAUUUCUCUGGUUUGUGAGCUCCGAAAAUUAUUUGGUAAUUGGUGGUCGCGAUGCACAACAGAAUGAGCUGCUCGUGAAGAGGUAUCUUCGACCAGGUGAUAUUUAUAUGCAUGCAGAUACGCGGGGUGCAUCAUCCAUUAUCAUACGCAAUAAAUUGAGUGGUGGUGAUAUACCACCCCGAACUUUAAAUGAAGCUGCUGUUAUGGCCGUUUGUUAUUCUUCCGCCUGGGAAGCGAAAGUAACGACCUCAGCGUGGUGGGUUCAUCAGCAUCAGGUUUCAAGGACAGCUCCAACAGGUGAAUAUUUAACACCGGGUAGCUUUAUGAUACGUGGUAAGAAGAAUUAUCUGCCAACAUGUCAAUUGCAAAUGGGAUUUGGUGUAAUGUUUCAAUUGGAUGAGGAAUCAGUGGAAAGGCAUGCAGAAGAAAGAAAAAUUGCUCUUGCGGUGACAGCAGAGGGCAGUAUUGUGAACCAAGAUGAUAAUAAAGAUGGCGAGAUUUCCUUAAGUAAAAGUGAAAAAGAAAAGAAUUCUGAUACGCAAACUGACGAUUUUCCUGAUGUUCAGGUUAACCUGCAAGGUAUCAUUGGUAAGGGAAAUAAUGCAGGUGAGGAUGACAGUUGCACCAUCAUUCAAAUUGGUCCGCCAGUACAAAGAAAAUCUGCUAUCAGAACGGUUAAUGAUAUGCGAGACAGUGACAAAGCGCAGAAGAUAAAUGAAAUGAAAGAAAAUGACAAGAUACGUCCUAUGACUCAUCGGCAGAAACAUAAAGCGGAGAAAAUCAAGAAAAAAUAUGGGAAUCAAGAUGAGGAAGAGCGCCAGUUGAGGUUAAUGUUGCUGGCAUCAAAGCCGAAGGAUGCGGAAAAUUUUGAAAGAAAAAAAAUAAAUGAAAAGCUUUUGGAGAAAAUGAAAAAGAAUGUCCAAGAGAACAGAAGGCCAAGUCAGUUUGAACACGAGAGGGAUAAAUUGGCGGUUGAGGAGAAAACUGAAUCUUCAACAAGACUUGACGAAGAGGAAGAUGAUGAAUUGCUGAAAGCAGACGUGGCAGUGAUGGAUGCCGAAGAAACGAAAAUGUUAAAUUCGUUGACAUGGCGGCCGCUGGAUGGGGAUAUUUUUCAAUUUGCUUUGGUGGUUGUGGCACCAUACCAAACAAUGCACAAUUUCAAAUAUAAAGUGAAAUUGACUCCAGGAACCGGAAAACGUGGAAAAGCGGCUAAAAGUGCAAUAGCGUUGUUCCAGCGUGAUAAAUCGGCGAAUGCACAAGAACUAAAUCUGCUGAAAGUGCUGGCAACAGAUGACCAAAUUUCACGAAAUAUUCCCGGGAAAGUUAGAGUUUGGGCACCACAACUGAACAGAAAUUAG
Messenger RNA from Cercopithifilaria johnstoni, 2817 nucleotides. The record is from the annotation of a GenBank genome assembly. NCBI's taxonomy places the organism in Eukaryota, Metazoa, Nematoda, Chromadorea, Rhabditida, Onchocercidae.